Colius striatus (speckled mousebird) is the source of this 546-nucleotide messenger RNA. Its product is annotated as myosin light chain, embryonic. Gene Ontology annotation, molecular function: calcium ion binding. Gene Ontology annotation, cellular component: myosin II complex. The transcript has 6 exons. The coding region runs from base 1 to 546 and encodes 181 amino acids. The record is from RefSeq and is a predicted model, not a curated record. Lineage: Eukaryota; Metazoa; Chordata; Aves; Coliiformes; Coliidae.
AUGCCUCUCAAGAAACCCGACCUGAAGAAGGAGACAACCAAACUGGCUGCAGCCCCAGAGCCUCCCUUCGACCCCAAGAGUGUGAAGAUUGAAUUCACUGCAGAGCAGAUUGAAGAGUUCAAAGAAGCCUUCAGCCUGUUUGACCGGACGCCGGCGGGAGCGCUGCAGAUCAGCUACGCACAGUGCGGGGACGUCCUGCGCGCCCUGGGCCACAACCCCACCAACGCCGAGGUCCUCAAGGUGCUGGGAAAGCCCAGAGCAGAAGAAAUGAACACAAAGAUGCUGGACUUUGAGACCUUCCUGCCCAUCCUGCAGCAUUUCACCAGGAACAAGGAGCAGGGCACCUUUGAGGACUUUGUGGAAGGGCUGCGUGUGUUCGACAAGGAGGGCAAUGGGAUGGUGAUGGGCGCUGAGCUGCGGCACGUGCUGGUCACGCUGGGGGAGAAGAUGACAGAAAGUGAGGUGGAGCAGCUCAUGGCAGGACAAGAAGAUGCCAAUGGCUGUAUCAACUAUGAAGCUUUUGUCAAGCACAUCAUGUCUGGCUGA